AUGAAGAAGACAAAGUUAACUAAAAAAGUAAAGCCAGUGACAAAUAGAAAAAGCUUAGUACAAGAUUCUCAAAUUUCUGAUUUGUCAAGUCAAUCUACAAUGCCGCAGCCAGCAGGGUUUCCAUCUAUCCACUUUCAAUCCAAUCAAAACUCAUUUCAAAGCACUAUAAAUAGUUAUCCAGUGCCAGCAGAAAGUACUUUCCCAGGCCACCAGCCUAAUUCUUCAAUGCCAGAGGAGCCAGAUCUUCCAGACAUCUCAGUCAAUCCAACUUAUCAAAUCCCAAACCCCUCUGUAGAAGAAGACGAUCUUCCAGACAUUUCCUCAGUUCCAAUCUCUCAAGGGUUCUAUAAUCCAACCAAAGUUCCUUUUCCAAAUAUUGAAACAGCCGAAUCAACUUUCCUCUCAAACGACUCGUCGAUUGUUCAUGAUAAAGCCAAUCUUUUAGAUCAAAAUCAAGAUUUCGACAUUCCAGAUAUAUCAGGAUCCUCCCAAAAUCCAAUCAGCAAUGUAGAAAACUAUGCUUAUAAUAAUAGCUAUGAGCCUCAGCAGCUGGCACCAGUAGAAUUAUCAAUAGACCCUUCAAUUAAUCAUGCAAACGGAAAUUGACAGUUUGAAAAUGAAAAAUAAAAUGGAAUUCGUACGAGAAAAAUUAGCUCUCGCUAAUUUUCUCUUCCUCAUGGAAUUUUAUUUAUGGGUUUGGUUUUACCUUGAGAACCUUUGUACAGCGGUCGCGGGUUAUAGCUCCAGUAUCAUUUUUGUCAAUUUAGGAGCAAUACCUUUGCCUAUUGAAUAGGCCACGAAAAUGUCAACUUUUCUGACAAGUGCAAUUUAAAAUGCAAAAUAUAGAUCAUAUUUGUCAAUUUUUAACUAGCCCUUUUCAUAAAAAUUGGCAUUUUCGUGGCUUAUUCAAUAGUCAUAGGUAUUACUGCUAAGAAUCUAUAAGGGGUCUUAAGCUAUAACUCUGGGGAUAACCAGAGGAACUGCUCCACAGUGCAUUCAAAUGCUUGGGGGCUUUUACCAUUUGGUAAAUCCCCACCUGAGGAUGACCCUUAGACGAUAUAAGUGCUGAAGCCAAGUCUCACAGAGCGACGGCAACGCGCUGGAUGAGAUGCCGGCCCUGGAGUUUCCGCUGGCUCUUGCCAGAGUGAUUGGGCUAGCUUCCAUUUUGGUCGGGUGACCGGUGACAUCACCAGUUGGCAUGGUCCCUAUUUAUUAGGGUGUGGGCACUAGACACCUCAAACACUAAGUAACUAACGAUAACGACAGUUUGAAAAUGCAUCAGGGCCUGAAGAUAUCAAGGAAGAAGCUGAAAAAAAUAAAGAAGAGGUUGAAGAAAUAAAAAUAGAGCCUAAAGAAGUUGAAGAAGUAGUAAAAAAUAAAAGGGUGAUUAUUGAUCUGCCAUUAACAAUGAAAUGUGAGUAUUGUGAAUAUGAAAGGUUUGAAUCUGACUUUUUCCCAAUGCACUUUGGUCCUGAAAAAGAAGUUUUAUGCAAAAUGUGCUGGAAUUCAAGAGUUGCUUCAGUUAAAAAAGAAAAAAUCGAAAUUCUGAAUGAGUGCGGAACCUGUGAGGAAUGGAAACAUAGGUAUUUUGGGGAAAAAAUAUGCCCAAAUAACUGCAUUGUGUGUGAGGACUGCCAGUAUCGCUAUAUUUUUAUGUGCAAAAUCCAAAAAAGACAAGAUGAAUCGUGCGUGUUUUGUAAUAGAGCAUUAAUUAAGAAGGAGCAGCCUUGGACUUUGGUGGCAUAA
Blepharisma stoltei is the source of this 1746-nucleotide messenger RNA. Lineage: Eukaryota; Ciliophora; Heterotrichea; Heterotrichida; Blepharismidae. The record is from the annotation of a GenBank genome assembly.